UCAACAUUCAAUUCAACACCUUCUUCUCCCACCACCGCUUUCUCUCUCUAAAAAACACAAUACUAAUUCCUCAUUAAAAUGUGAAUUCAUUGAUUCAUAUACAUACAUACACACACAUUCAUUAUAAUAAUAAUAACAAAAAAGAAAAUCCAAUUUAUUUAUUAAUUGAAAGAAAGAAAGAAAGGAGAAAAGAUGCCAUUCAGUAGAUAUCAAAUUAGGAAUGAAUUCAGUUUAGCUGAUCCGGAGCUAUACAAAUCAGCAGAUAAAGAUGACCCAGAAGCUUUACUUGAAGCUGUUGCCAUGGCUGGUCUUGUUGGUGUUCUUCGUCAACUCGGUGACCUUGCUGAGUUUGCAGCAGAGAUAUUCCAUGGUUUGCAUGAAGAAGUGAUGGUAACUGCUGCUAGGGGUCAUGGUCUACUGGUACGUGUUCAACAGGUUGAGUCAGAUUUCCCUGCAAUCGAAAGGGCAUUCCUGUCCCAAACAGGCCAUUCGGCAUUCUUCUCCAGUUCAGGUAUUAGUUGGCAUCCUCAUCAGCAAAUGGAGCAGAAUCUUAUUACCAAAGGAGAUUUACCUCGGUUUGUCAUGGAUUCUUAUGAAGAAUGUCGUGGUCCACCUCGGUUAUUUCUUCUAGACAAGUUUGAUGUUGCUGGUGCUGGGGCAUGCCUAAAACGUUACACUGAUCCAUCAUUUUAUAAAGUGGAAACAUCGCCCUAUGAAAUGAUGAAUGGAGAAGCUCAAAGGGACAAAAAAGCCCGUAAGGCAAAGAAAAAGGGACCGCGAUGGAAACAUGGAGAGAUGCCUGAGGUUUUCCAGCCGUCAAGUGUCAAACUCCAUCAAUUACUCCUUGAGGAGCGUGUGCAAAAUGGUGCAAGUGAACCUGCACGCCGUGUGAAACUAAAGAAAAGAGAAAUUAAAUUUCCGUUUGAUACGGAAACUGGAAAAGGGUACAUGGAACAGUUGUUAAAUUCUCCACCUGAGGAUAAGCUUGUUCACGAGGUUUCUGUUAGUUACUCGCCUCCAAGAUUGGCUACCAAUAGCUAUAAUGAAUCAGGGCCUGAACCACUUGAAGUUAGAGGGGUUCAUUCGCCUUUAGUAAGUCCAUAUGAAUCUCCGAUUGUAGAUAAGGCCGUCUCUAGGGAACAUCUUGAAAAUGCCAUGGAGGAUGUACCCGAAAUGCAGGUUUUAGACCUUUCAACUUCGAGUAUAAAAUUGCAAUCAGGGGGGGACAGUUUUGGAAUUGAGGAGGCGGACGUAGAAGAGAAACAAGUAUCUGUUUAUGCAGAACACAAAGAUGACAGUAUUGAAGAUGCGUACCAAUCUGAUGAUGUGGCAAGUGAGACAGAUAACUACAUGGACGCUCUUGCUACCAUGGAAUCAGAAGUUGAAACAGAUGCUGAACUUAAAGCUAAUUCUGGUCCAACCAAAAUUCAGCUUCAGUCACAAUCAUCAGAGUCUCAAUCUGCAUCAGAUGAUGAAAAUAGCCCAAUUAAAAAGAAAUUAACAAGUUUUUCAUAUUCUGAUGCUGCAAGCUCUUCAGCAGAGAGUAUGUCUCCGCAUGGUGUAGACUCUUCUCAAGCCUUUGGAUCUACUGAGAUCCCGUUCCGUCCACGAGUUCCGCCCAGCCAGGCCUCUGAUAAUUGCCUUGAGAUGAGUGAUAUGACGAGUCAAAAGUCAGCAGCAGAUGGAGCCUUGUCUGUGGAUCAAGGAUCAAUUUUCAGAGGAGGUACUUCCAAAGAAUCAGAUCUGAGUGAAACAUCGGCCAGCAGUUGUGUAGGUCUUGAUAGGGACCAAAAAAUUGGAGAAAUUGACAUUGACCCUGAAGACAUUAUAGCCUCCUCAUCAUUUGUUGGAAAUCCUCAAAUUGAAGAAGAUAUUGAGGAUGAUAUAGACAAUUCUAGCAGUAUAGCUAGUUUCAGGGGUGGGAUUCAAACAGAUGAAGAGAUAAUAGAUGAUGUUCAUGAGAGCAAGUCUGAUCCAGCUGAUGCUGACAUGUCGUAUUCUAGUGAUGAUGAAAGAGAAUUCAAAGAUAGAGAAACAAUAUCAGUUUUCUCAGAAAGUAAAGCUGAAAAUGCUGCUGUUUGUGAUCCCGUGGAUGAUUGCAAUGGAGAUGAUAAUCUUCAUACUCUUGAGGAAGAAAAAGAGUUGGAAGAAGAACCUGAAUCAGUUAAUUCAGAAACAGAAGAUUUGAUUCCUGUCACCAUUCAAGAUGAUGUCAAUAUUCAUGAAAGUAAGGUUCUUUCUACUUGUGACGACAUAGAAUUAGAUAACAACGAAGAUAAUGAUCUCUCUACUACGGAGGAGCAUGCUGAAAAUGGGUUGGUCAUCGAUGAGUCUGCUAUUGCUCAAAAUUCUCUUGAAUCUGCUGAAAAGAUGCCGAGUGAGCAACCAAUUGUAUCUCCAGAAUUAGACUCCAUGCCAUCUGACUCUUAUAAUAACCCAGAAAUACAAUUUCUUGAAAGAGUAGAUAACACUGGGAUUGCAUAUGAUGUCGAUAACCCAUGUGAAGAUAUGGAAUCAUCUGAAUCUGUGGAACAGAAGGAAUCAAGUGAGCAGUCAGUGGUCCCCAUUCCUUAUGCAUCGUAUAAUCAUUCAGAUAUACAGGAUCUUGAUACCACUCCUAAAUCAUCCAUAUAUCUGAAUGGUGAUGUAAAUGAAAAUGAUGUGGAUAACCAAUCUACGAAGUUAGAACUCUUGCAGGAUGAAACCCUUUUUGUUAUGGAAAAUGUAGAUCAAAAUGUACCUAACAGCGAAUCUAAUGCCAAAUUAAUUGACAAUGCUCCUGACUCACCCGUGUCAAGUGAUGCCCGAGAAUCUAACUCCCUGGACCAAGAUGUAGAAUCCGAAUCUGCAAAGUUCGUUGAUCAAGUUGUAGAGUCUAAAUCUUUGGAUGAAGAUGUAGAAUCUAAGUCUUCAAAAUUUGCUGAUCAAGAUGUACGAACUAAAUCGUUGGACCAUGAUGAUCAAAUUGACGAACAUGAAGCUGCAUCAUCUAUCUGUAAUCACUCUGUUUCUACUGAAGAAAAGGCUGGCCAACCUGAAAUGCAAUCAAUUCAGUUGGAAAAGAUCGACUCUCAGAAUCAUAUAGAUCGAGAAACUUAUAUUGAUAAUCAUCCUGAUUCUGACCCGGUUGGCCAUGAAAGCUAUUGUUUAGAUCAAGGUGACGAGUUUCAAAGGUCAUUUAUGGCAGAUUUAUCACAGUUGAGCGGCCAUGUUAACCAAUCUGGUUUCAACAUGCUUCCACAAUUAGCUCCAAUCAACAUAGAGGAGAUGCCACCAUUGCCACCUCUUCCACCUAUGCAAUGGAGGAUGGGAAAGCCUCAAAAUUGUUCCUUAACUUUGAGCUCAGAUGGCGGUUUAAAUAGUAUUCACCACAUCCCACCAUCUUUCCCCCAAAUUGAGAGCCACCUGCCGGUAGAUCAGAAUGAAAAUGCAACAAAUGAUAAAUCUGAACAUGAUAAUAAAGUUUUUAACUCAGUGGAAGAUGGUAACCUAAUUGUAUCAUCGGAAGUGAAUGUAGUGAAAUUGGAAGAAGUUAUCCCACAACCAGCGUCUGCUAGGGAACAAUUUGGAAAAGUUUCAACUUCUGGACGAGACAUCAUAAGGCCAUCAAGCACGUCUUCACUUCCUCCACUUCCUCCAGGUGAUGAUAAGAUGCCAAACGGUAUUCGUCCUAUGAAAGUGCAGAGGCCUCGUACUCCUCUCAUUGAUGCAGUUGCUGCUCAUGAUAAAAGCAAGUUGAGGAAGGUCUCAGAAAGAGCGAUGCCUCCAGUCCCAAAGGAAGAGGAAAGAGACACUUUACUGGAACAGAUACGUAUGAAGUCCUUCAACUUGAAGCCAGCUGUCCAGACUAGGCCUAGCAUUCAGGGUCCUUCAACCAAUUUGAGGGUAGCUGCCAUUUUAGAGAAAGCAAAUGCAAUUCGCCAGGCCUUUGCUGGAAGUGAUGAUGAUGAAGACGACAAUGAUAGUUGGAGUGAUUCAUGAGACAUUGGCUUGAUGCAAAAUAUGAGGCCUUCACCCACCAUUGUACUUAAUACCUUUGGUUUACGAGUAAUUAUGCUCUUGAGUUCUAUUAAUAGGAAGUUACAAUAAGCUGUAUAAUAUGUUUGUUCGGUCAAUGUAUCAUGUAUAGAUUUCUACGUCUCUAGUACUGUAGUUUUAGUGGAUUUUUCUUCCAAUGGAUGUUACUUAGGUUUUACUCGAUAGGUGCAAGCGUGUAGUUUCUCUCAGUUUUUCUCUCGUCAAUUGUGUUGGCUGUAUAUGGAGAUUUUGAGCAACACCAAGUAUGAACUAUGUUUGUGCUCAAGUUCAAUAGCAUAUCUAAAAGGGUAUAUAUUAUGAGUUAAAACUA
Erigeron canadensis is the source of this 4348-nucleotide messenger RNA. Its product is annotated as protein SCAR2-like. The record is from RefSeq and is a predicted model, not a curated record. Gene Ontology annotation, molecular function: Arp2/3 complex binding; actin binding; protein kinase A regulatory subunit binding. Lineage: Eukaryota; Viridiplantae; Streptophyta; Magnoliopsida; Asterales; Asteraceae. Gene Ontology annotation, cellular component: cytoskeleton. Gene Ontology annotation, biological process: actin cytoskeleton organization; positive regulation of Arp2/3 complex-mediated actin nucleation. The transcript is spliced from 8 exons. Bases 193 to 3981 code for a protein of 1262 amino acids.